Molecule: messenger RNA, 837 nt
Organism: Helobdella robusta
Lineage: Eukaryota; Metazoa; Annelida; Clitellata; Rhynchobdellida; Glossiphoniidae
Exons: 6
Coding region: 1-837 (278 amino acids)
Source: RefSeq, a predicted model, not a curated record
AUGCUCUUCCCAAUCCUGUUGAUCGCGACUGCAUGGGGUGGGUGCACCGGCGAUGUUUCGUUGAGUUCAAGCCAAGUGUCUGAAAUUCUGUUUGCUCACAACAAUUUGAGAAAAAACGAAGGGGCUUCCGAUAUGAAGGAGCUGAAAUGGAAUGAAAAAUUGGCUCAGAUGGCAAGUUCCUUGGUGAACAACUGCAUAUUCAUGCACGACACUACAAUUCCUGCCAACGUCAUUCUCCCUUACUCCGAUGUCGGUCAAAACCUUUACGCCGGCACGUCAUUAAAAGUCAACUACACAAGUUUCAUUAUGGAAUGGUUCAAUGAAAAACCGAAAUACAAUUUUGCCACUAAAACAUGCGCUGCUGGCUUCAAGUGCGGACAUUACACUCAGAUUUACAGAGAAAUUAAUAUUACUUUCGAAAUGUGGAAUUUAUAUUUUGAAGGUCGUGUGGGCGAACACAGCAGAAGUUGGUUGUGCACAUGCCGUUUGUCAGACGAGCAAAUUCGUCUACCCUGGCAGAUGAAGGUUGAAGAAUUUGAGAAGAAAAUCCCCUCCCCGAUCUUUUUCUGUGUUGCUCCGGGCCUAUUCUACACAUGUAAAUCCGCCUCUGGACUUUUGAAACAGCUUUUGCCAAGUUUUAUAUUUGGCUUCGAAAAUAUUUUAGAAAAUAUCAACCUGGUAGAAAAUACAAGUGGAACUUCGAUGGGAACUAUCCCGGUGAAAGCCCGUAUACAGUCGGACCAGCCUGCAAAGCAUGCCCUGACGCAUGCACUGGUGGGCUUUGCAAUUAACAACUGGAAUCGGAAAAUUCGACCCCUCUUAUGUUCGAAUUUCUGA